Mercenaria mercenaria is the source of this 9099-nucleotide messenger RNA. RefSeq lists its product as uncharacterized. The coding region runs from base 328 to 3282 and encodes 984 amino acids. NCBI's taxonomy places the organism in Eukaryota, Metazoa, Mollusca, Bivalvia, Venerida, Veneridae. The record is from RefSeq and is a predicted model, not a curated record. The transcript has 7 exons.
AUGUGUAUUGUGUUAAUAUUUACAAACCUGUUUGAUUUAAAACAGUUUGGGAUAAUGAUUAUUUUAGCAAUACAAAAAUGUAUCGCCUAAAUAGCCGUGUUAGCACAGUCUAACGUCACCUUGGCGGUAAUUUACGAAAGUUACGAUCUGGGCAAAAUAAGACCAUAUUCAUUGAGCUUGGUCCUUCGGUCACGGACGAUAUGAAGGCAAAACCGCGCAGGAAAAGUACAAUUAUGACUCCGAGCUUCUGUGCCUUGCACAUAAGUCAAUAGACUUCUACAAAGGGAAAUCUCUUAACGCAAAACAUAUCGAGACAUCAGAAUAGUCAUGCCUAUCGACACAUUUAAGAAAAGGGAAGUGCAAAAUUGGAUGAAAGCUAUUUUGGCAAUUAAUAAGAUCGCGGAAGUAUUACAUUCUGCUGUCAAUGAAACGUUUGAAAUAUUUAUAUCCGACCUCCCCGAUGACGAAAAGGAACACCUGAAAAUAUUUUACCAAUGCCUAAAGGAAAAUGAGGUUGAGCACUUCAAGACGCACACGAAAGGGCGGAAAGUUUGGCAAUGCACACAUUACCUUUGCAAAAUGUUAAUGGAGCGACUUCUUGAUAAUUUUAAGAAUGGAUCUCAGAAAUGUCUUUGGAACUUCCAGAUUACAACACCAAUAAGAUCUGGAGAUGGGCUGCCUAGAGCUACACAAACUGAAGAAACGGGUGGAAAAUGGAUGUUGAUGAAACUCUAUAUGUGCGGAGAUGGCAUUCCACGUUCAACUUUAAAUGAGCUUGACCUAUCUCAAACCAUCAGACUAAUGCAAAGUUGUAACCUAUUCACUAAAAUUGAUGGCGCAGUUCCAGCAUUCGGAAAAGCGCUGGAAUCAAGAUCCCAGUUAAUGCAUUCGAGGGAUAAUGAGGUCAGUGAUAGCAGAACAAAAGAACUUUUCGAAGAGAUGGAAACACUUGUAUUCCUUUUUACUGAUAGAACAUCGAGCCAGCAAACCGUUAAAGAGCUACAUGAACUUAGAGACACUAACCUGAUGGGAAAGGAAGAUACUACAGAAUAUAAAAAUCUAAUGAGCGGGGUAACAGAUGGAGAAAACGACUAUUUUGAACGAAGUCAAGAGGACAUUACAUGCAAUAAUUACGAUUCACGACAGCCUGAUGUAUUUGAACGCGAUCCUUAUGCAUUAGACCUUUACUGUAAAGCAUUAUCUCAAGGUGAAGAAACAGACUCUACAGUUAGAGUAAAUGUUGUUGGUAACUUCGCUCAAGGUAAAACGUCAUUGAUAAAACGACUAUGCAUGCAAAACAUUAAAGAUGUCGAAAGUAGUGUAGAAAUAAAUCACUGCAUAUAUGAACACAUUCAUAGCAAUGUUGUUUUUUACACAAAAGAUACAGAGGAGGGUGGAAAUGAAGUUAUUAACCGUAUUGCCUCAGUCGCACAACUAGAAAAAGAGAAAGAAGUUUGUUUGCAGGCAUAUCAAUCACAGAUAAGUUGUGGUCAGGAUUAUGUUUUCCAAGAACCUUUCCUAGAAGAAUCGUCAUCUGCAAGUUAUGAAAAGUAUAUAAACACAAAUGAACAUAUUUUCUCAGACGAGACAUUGGAAACACUCGAAAGAGAUCUUGAGCGUUCAGCGUCUAUGCUUGACAGAAGUUCAGAGAAUUUGGAUAAUGAUGAUGCCAGUUCCAUACAGAAGAAAGAAGAAAAAAAUACCGGAAUUACCUCUCUAACACAAGAUGAACAAAGGGCCUUUUCACGGCUUCUUGAAUCCAAUCCAGACAAAAACAACAUAGGCAAAGAUCUUGAAAUCUGGGACUUCGGGGGUCAGUUUAUAUUCUAUGCGACACAUACUUUAUUUCAUAGUAGGCGUGCAGUAUACCUUUUGGUAUUUGAUUUAACAACGCCAUUAGACAAAGUCGUAAAGGACCUGGAGUAUCCUGAUGAAAAUGGAGACAAAAACAUGGAACAGUAUGCAAGAUUUUGGAUGAAUUCAAUACAUACGUAUGUUGGAUCUGAAGAUGCUUCAGAACCUCCAGUAAUUCUAGUGGGAACACAUAAAGACAAAUUAAAAGGAGAUGAACGCACAAAGCAAAGGUUUAUAGAGGAAUACUUUGAGAAAAUUAGGAAACUGUUUGAAGACUCAAAACUGAUCAAUCACAUUCAGCCAGCAGAUUUUGCAGUUGAUAACACCCGUUCUGAAGAUACUGAUAUUUUGGAAUUACGUAAGGAGAUCAUACGUGUAGGAGCAAAGUAUACAAAAGCAAAAACUAUUCCAGCAAGAUGGAUACCAUUAGAACGAACGCUAAAAAGAAUCAGGAAAGAGAAGAUAAUAACAUUUGCGAAAGUGAUGGAAAUUGAUGCAGAAAACGAGUAUCCACUGAAAGAAGAGGAACAAGUAAAACUGUUUUUACAAUACCACCAUGCGAAAGGAAAACUGUUCUACUUCGACGAAGAACCAAUCUCCGCCUACGUGGUUCUGGACGCACAGUACCUUAUUGACGCCUUUAAGUGUAUCGUAACAUCAGGCAGAUUUUGCAGAAAGGAUCCAACAUGUCGAUAUCUUUGGAACACUUUUACAAGACAAGCGAGGCUAGAAACUGAGCUUAUCGAAAAACUUUGGGGUAGAGAUACGAACAGCGAUUUUCUCAAACACAAAAAUGUACUUUUAAUGUAUUUGCAAAAGCAUUUUAUCAUGUCGGAGGCCUCCAUCUAUGACGAGAAUACUCUGACGUCACACGGAUUAGGCUGGUACGUAGUUCCAAGCUUGCUAAGUGACCACAGUACUGCAGAUACACUGAAAGAAUUUCUCACGAAAAGGCGGCAAUCAUCUGUAAGGUUCGUUAUGUCAUUUCGCGAGUCUCCACUUGUACAAGUUGUAUAUCAUCGGCUCCUUGCAGCGAUGAUAGGAAAAUGGCCUGUAGUUCAAAUGGCAUCAGCACAAAAGAAGACAUUACUACUGUAUGAAAAUCUAGGAGUAUUCAAACUGGAUAAUUCUCAUGCUGGAAUUGCAGAAGUCAAAGACAGCGACAUUGAUUUGCGGGUUAUCAGUCUCUGUCCUUCGUCAAAUGUUGACCACGAAACUGGUGAAAAAUUCCGACGAUAUUCUGAAUCAAUAGUGAAAAAUGAAUUUAGGAAGUUGCGCAAUUCGUCUGUAAAGCCGGAAAACUCCUACACAUCAUGUUUCAGAUGUAACAACGAAAGCCAUGGCUUAAAUGGAGGCAUAAUCAUAAUGCCAUUAGAACACAUUAGGGAUAAAAAAUUGGAGCCUUGUCCAGAUAUGACGAGCCAUUAAAUUUAUCCAGAACAAGCACUGUCUGAAUGGUAUCUAUACGACAGAGUGAGAGAGUUGACACCUGAUUGUCACCUAGAUGAGAGACAGCUUAGUAAGAUCUCUCAGACAGUCGGAAAUAAUUGGGAAUUACUAGGUCUUGAACUAGGAUUAAGUGAUGUACAACUCCAGAGAGUAGCAAUGGACUAUCCAACUUCCGACAUGAAAAUCUAUAAGAUGCUAUUAAAAUGGAGGAAAAUAAAAGAUGAAGGAGCAACCCUGAAUGCUCUAAUCCAUGCUAUGAAAACUGUGAAAAAUGUUUAUAUUGAGUGGGAUGACAUUCGAAAUAUCAUCGAACAAAUUGAACUUGAGCGACACUAAAAUACAGUCUAAACCAUAAAGGUAGGAAAAAACAAAAUAGCAGUACUUGUUGAUGGGAUAACUUUGCAAACAUAUAAGAUUUGCUCAUCGUUUUAAAAGUGAUAAAACACUUAAGCUCCUAAAACAAAUGUCACUUUUGGCCAGAAACUUUAAAUUCUGAAAAUAUAUUGUCGAAAUCGAUCAAUAAGUCUAGUGUGCAUUAACGUAACUUCAAUUGUUUUCUUAAAACAUCGCCGUAAAAAUGUACAAACACUUCGUUUCUAGGUCCAUGCUCGCAUAAUACCUUGGUUCCCGGAUGAACCUCUGGCACAUUUCGCCGAUAUUUAUGGUAUGGUCACAUAUCAAAACGUUACAGCGAAUCAGCGUCGUUUCGCGACAAAUCGCGUCCGUUCCAAUAUCGAUGUCGACUUGCGAAGAAUAGUGAUUUUUCUUUAUGUAAAUCUGUUAACAUCAAAUUACAGGAAUGAAGCCACAAUCAUGGAAUAUCGCUUUAUUAUCGUUCAUUCAUCGUAAACUUGCUUACAUGUUGUUUGAAGUUAUAAUUCGGCUUGUCGAAAAAUGGCGAACAAUGAUUGGCUAAAACCAUUUCCGGCAGUAUUUACGAGUGUGCAUGCUAACCAAAUAAACGAUAGAAAUAAAUCAGAGGUUCGUCUCGGUAUUUUUGACGAAUGUCUGAUGGAUAAGAAUGUUCCAGGUCAGGAACACAAAUAGUUGAUAACACAAAUAGCUGAUGUUUUUUAAUAAACGAGAAGAAAUCAAGUCUAACCUCAGCCAGCCAUUAAUGAUUCAAAUGAUUUGUCGUGUAGUUAUUACCCUGAAAUCAGCCACAUCAUUUUAGGCACAAAGAAUAUAUUUUCUAUCAUAUGACUAAAACAUUAUAUCUCGAUGGCUUAGCGCGAUACUGGUCCAAGUGACAUUUUUUUUACAAAAUCACUGUUUUACAUAUUUUCAUUAACUAAGGUCAAAUACACCGUCUGUGAAAAAAUAGGGUAAUGUACCCAUUUUUACCCACUUUGAGUUGGACUUAUAUUUCACUAAAACAAUGCUUCUUGACACAUCUAACUUGAGAUGGACUUAAAUUGCUCUGAUAAAAUUGUUUGAUUUUACCAAUAUACAUUAGUUAAACCUAUCAAUGAACAAAAAAAAAGUUUUUUUCUUUCAAGUUAAAGUACUACAAGUAAGUAAGUAGUAAAAGCAAGAAGUGCUCGAUCAUUUAGAUCAAGAAUUACAGCCAAAACUUCUAAUAUUUGGAGCAGGCAAAUGGUCUGGCAAGUCCAUCUAAAAUUUCUUUUAACUCUCUUAUAAAAUUUUAAGCUGAAGUUCUGCCGCCAGUAUAUCAAUUCCCUGUGGCCUGAAAGUGGCCAAGACGAACAAAUAUUAUAUGAGAAAAAGAGCCUAUAAGGUUACUUGUGUAAUUAGAUUUUUACCAUACCAAAACUGUUUUCCCACGUUAUACUUUUGUUAUUCCAAUGAAAACAUUAUGAGAAUGUUUUGUUCUAUAGCAAAACUUGAGUUUAUAGUAAAUAGCUUGGUAUCAUUUUCUUUUUAACAUGUAAUUUCAAUAAAUGGAUUUAAUGGAGAAUGUAGUAAUGAAUAAAAUACUUUUUUUCCAUUGCUGAAAUAAAUAAUGAUGCUAAGAAUAUUUUUGCUCUCACUGACAUUUGACUGUCUGAGUUACAUCAAAACUAUUUUGACUAGUUGCAUUAUUUGCAAUCAAAGUAUCUUCUCAUAGAUUUGAUUUAUUAGAUUAAGAUUGUGAUUUAACUACAUAAAGAUUUCCUUGCUAGCAAAAACGAUUGGUCGUUUUGUAUAUAUCAACUGCCACAAAGAAGAAUUAUGCAAAACAUAAUGUAACCUGAGGCACAACAUUAUCAUACACUGUACUGCUUUGACUGAGUGCCAUUUUAGCUCAUCUGAAUAUUAUUAUUAAUCUACCAGGUUUUGUUGUCACUUGAUCGGCGUUGACGUUGGUUGAAAUGUUUGUUCAGGUCCACCUUUUCUUAAAAACCAUUUCUGAGAGCUAAAGCUUUGAAACUUUGCACUCUUGUUUUUUAUCACUAGAUGACUUAGUAGGCCUAGAACCAUAACUCUGAUAUGCAUUUUGUCAAAAUUAUGGCACUUUUUGUACUUAGAAAAUUUGAUUUUCUUAUAUGUCCACCUUUCUUUUUAAAUCUUAGAGCUACAGCUUUGAAUCUUGGCACACAUGUUUAUCAUCAAUAGAUGACUCAUGUAGAUCAAGAACCAUAAUUUUCAUAUGCAUUUUGUCAGAAUUACCAGUAUCUACCAAAUUUUUAAAAUCAUUUUUGCAAAGACAUUUUUUGCGGUAGUAUGGUGAAGUCAUGAAUGAAACAAUUUCUUGCAUUAUGCAAAAUAUGCAAAAUUUUCUUAAAAAUCAUCACUUUUUACAAAAAUUCGAAACAGCAUGUUUUCAAAAUUCGUUUUCACUAUAUUUUGCAUGUUUUAACAACUCACUUGUAAAAGUUAAAGAAAUCCUGCAAGAAAAUAUGCAGGAGGCCAAUGCACAUUUAUCUGACCCUGUAACAUAAUUAUGGUAUCAAACAUAGACUGACUUGGUUAUGACACCUGUAAUAAAUUCCUAUUGUAUUUCAAGAUAAAUUCAAUACAGUUGAGAAAGAAGUAAUGUAAAUCUGGAAAUUUGUAAACAGCAUGGUUCCUUAGUUGGUAGAGCAUAGGAAGAGUAUCCCAAGGCCAAAAGUUUACACUUCAGUCUGGCUGCAUAUUUUUCUCACAUAAUUAACAUCUUGCCAUAGCUUCAUCACAGAAAUGAUGACAGCUCCAUUUCCCUAAUACAUUUAAGUAGCUAUGAGUAAUUUGUUUGAUUUCAAAUUUAGUUUUAUAUAUUAGGUUUUUUUGCUGUUGUUAAUUCCAUGUUAAAAGGUUGGAAGUCACAGAACUACUAGUAAUUGUAGGAUAUGUAAUUCUGUUGUGUUUUCAUACAAGUUGGAAGAUUCUGUUACUUUCUCUGAAGUACAGAAUAAUACUUGGGUUCUUGUCUGUAUGUAUAGUGGCAACACCCAUUUCCCUAUUCUAGUUGUACUGAAGUACUAUCUUCCCUAUUCCAGUUGAACUGAGUUGCCUAUUUUCCUUAUUCUAGCAAUGCAUUUUUACCCUAUUUCAGUUGUACCGAGAUGCCUAUUUUUCCUAUUUAAGUUUUACUGAGGUACGUAUUUUCCCUAUUCCUUUUGUACUGAGGUGCAUUUUUACUCAGUUGUACCUAGGUGCCUAUUUCCCUUUUUUAGUUGUACUUAGGUUUGCAGUUUUACUCAGGUGGCUAUUUUCCCUAUUUCAAGUGUUGUGAGUCUGAGGUGCCCGUUUUCCCUAUUUCAGUUGUCCUGAGGUGAUCUGGUAACUUUCUCUCUGUUUUUUUCCGGAUUGUUACAAUUACUUUCUUUAAACCUCUAUUUGAAGGUAAUUAUCACAACUUUGCCACCAACAGGAAUGGUCAGCUGAAAACCGACUUUUGUCUAAAAUGUUUAGGAUGGGCAAGACAAAAUAAUGUUUAUCUUCAUCUCCUCUUAUAAAAAUACAAAUGUAUAUUUAUUUUGUGUAUAAUUACAAAAAAAAAUGUUUUCUUUUCAGUGCAGUUUUAUUAGCUCUGAAACAGCGACAAUACAAUGUGAAAAAUCGUCUAACUCAAGUUGGUCUUGUAUUGCACUGAAAAACUGAAUGCAAUAUUGGUCCAACUCUCAAAUACACUAUUUUAACUGCUUUUGCCAAAAAAUAGAUUUAAACCAUAAUUUCUUAAGGCAUUUUAUACCAGCAUGUUAAUUUAUAUUUUUCCAAUCCAAAUAACUUUCUUAUAGGAACAGUUUUUUGUCUCUCCUGAAUAAUUUUAGAAAAUUGUGUUGGACCAUUAUUGCGCUAAGCCAUCGAUCUUAUGUUUGAUUAAAACUCUAUGAUUGAGAUUCAUGUUCUGGUUAAAUGUAAAAUGUUUAUUAAUAUACGGGAUACGUUGUUUGAAAGGGCCAUUGUUCAUAUGACUCAUCUUAUUAGUUUAUGUAAAAGUGAUAAAAUAAAGUGUUUUUUAACUGAUAGUAAUUCUGUAAGAAUUUUAGCUAAAGCUUCUUCUUAAUAAUACAAAGAAGACAACACUACAUGUGUAAAUAAUGCUUAUUUGUUUUAUAUCUACAAACCUUUAAAUAUUUUUUGGGUAAUUAGUGCUUAUGCUUACUUACAAAUCUAGCGUCUGGCAUCUGUAUCAUAAAACUGUUUUCUUAGAUGAAUUGGCAGCACUGAUUUGGAUACGAUGUUUAUGGGGCGAUAUUUGAUGAAGAAAGGCCAAUCUAUAUUAGUUAAUAUAGAUCAAGUGUAAGAGAACUGUGAUAUUAAAGAUUUUUAUAAAUGUUAUAUUUUAGUAUCAUUUGUGAUAAUUGUCUCUUGUGAAUCGAUUCAUAGAAUCGCUUUGUGCAUUUUAUGUUUAGAUUAUAUUAUAUUAUAUUCGCUGAUUUUCGUUAGUGUAUGUCAGUGGAUGAGACUUUAAAAGCAUAAAACCUUAAAUCUUAAACCAAAACAAUUUCUAAUAAUAGGUAUUUCAAAUAUAAUUUGGGAACUACAGUAUCUGUCACCAUCAAAAAGUUUGCACAUCUUUUUUUCUAUUUCAAUUCCAUGGGACUAACUUACCCAUUUGGAAAAUUUAAGCUUGAAAAUCUUUCGUUUUAUUUCUUUACACGUAAAAUCUUUCGCUAUAAUUGUUAUAAUGGCGAUUUCAUCAUCAUAACAAUCAGGUGACUUAAUACUUUCUUCAUUUGACAGAAGAACAAAUGUAUUGGCAUCGGCCCAUAACCAAGUCAAAAACGACUGUCUUAGGCCAAAUGAUAAAGCCAGUAUAAAAUACUAUUUUACAUACAAAGGCCUCGCCAAAUUAAAAAGUUGUUCAUCAGAUUUGCCGCUCGUAUACUUUCUGAAACACAAAAUAUAUAUAGUUUGCUUUUGACUUGCGCUCGCUUCAUCUGAACAAGUCAAGGCAAAAUGUUUGGGUGCGCUACGUUUUACGGCAGUAACUGUGUACAAAUGUUUAUGAGUUCAGUCCCAGACUGUGCUUAAAUGGACUUUAAUCACAAUAAAUACACACUACGCAGACAUCGUCUAUAUCAUAACGUUUAUAUUUAGUUGCAUUAAAGUUAUUUUCCCCUUGAUGCAAUUAUACCAUUUACUUCAAAAGUUUACCAAGUUGUGUUGAUACAAAAGAUCGUAUUUAUUUCAUUGAAAAUCGGAUUAAAAAUCAUAUUAUAGAGAUGAUUCCUACCCAAAUAAAUCAAAGGGGGACAACUCUAAAUUGAUCAAUAAACUGAAGCCAACAUUAAACAUUGAUCAAAAGUGAAAGAAAAAUCAGAUAGGUCCUUUUUCAAACAACUUAUCAGGCAGACAAAAUAUGACCUACAUUUGUUUAAAUCCCUUUGUAUUCAAUAUACAAUAUGCACGCUUUUCUCAUGACUUACA